This is a messenger RNA of Chinchilla lanigera (long-tailed chinchilla), 936 nucleotides long. RefSeq names its product olfactory receptor 1N2-like. Gene Ontology annotation, cellular component: membrane. Bases 1 to 936 code for a protein of 311 amino acids. Lineage: Eukaryota; Metazoa; Chordata; Mammalia; Rodentia; Chinchillidae. The transcript has a single exon. Gene Ontology annotation, biological process: G protein-coupled receptor signaling pathway. Gene Ontology annotation, molecular function: olfactory receptor activity; G protein-coupled receptor activity. The record is from RefSeq and is a predicted model, not a curated record.
AUGAGAAAUCAAACCACUAUCUUUGACUUCCUGCUCCUGGGCUUCUCUGAACACCCAGAGCAGCAGCCUCUCCUGUUCGGGCUCUUCCUGAGCAUGCACCUGGUCACCCUCUUGGGAAACCUGCUCAUCAUUCUGGCCAUUGGCUCUGACCAGCACCUCCACACCCCCAUGUACUUCUUCCUGGCCAACUUGUCCUUCAUUGAUACCUGCGUCACCUGCACCAUCACCCCCAAGGUGCUGGUGAACAUCCACACACAGCACCACAGCAUCUCCCACACUGGGUGCCUGGUGCAGAUGUACUUCUUCAUGUCACUGACCUUGCUGGAUGACUUCCUGCUGGCCGUGAUGGCAUAUGACCGCUAUGUGGCCAUCUGUCUUCCUCUAUACUAUACCAUGAUCAUGCAUCCCCAGUGCUGUUUUCUUCUGGUAGCCGUAGCCUGGUUCUGCUCCAGCCUGCUGGCCUUUUCACUCACUCUGAUGAUGGCUCAAUUCUCCUUCUGUGCCUCCCACACCAUCCCACACUUUUUCUGUGAUGUGCCCCCACUCCUCAAGCUUGCCUGUUCAGACACUCACAGCUUUCAGGUCACAAUGUUAACUGAGGCAGUUCUCUCGGGUAUGAUUCCACUCACCUGUAUCCUGGUCUCUUAUGCCCACAUCACGCACACUAUCCUCAGGAUCCCCUCUGUCGGGGGAAAGCACAAACUCUUCUCCACUUGUGGCUCUCACUUGACAGUGGUCACUCUUUUCUAUGGGACCCUUUUCCUCGUGUAUUUCCAGCCAUCAUCAUCCUACUCCACAGAUAACGGAAUGAUUGCAUCUGUGAUAUACACAAUGCUCAUCCCUAUGAUGAAUCCUUUUAUCUACAGCCUAAGGAACAGAGACAUGAAGGAGGCUUUGGGGAGGCUCUUUGGCUUGGAAAAAUGCUAUAUUCAAUAA